GAGCCCUGGGCUCCCAACAACUAGAGAAAGCCCUGGUCGGUGUCUCUCGGUCCAACCAUAUACAUCUGAGACUUUCCCACCGAACCGUUGUGGCCCAUUUAAAAGCCCAUUAACCAAACCCUACGAUCGCACACAGCCGCCGCCGUUUUUUCGCCAUCCACCUCCGUCUUUCUCGCACUGCGCAAACGCAUCUGGGCGAUCUGCGCCCGCACGACGAUGUUCCGCGCCGCCGCAGGCUCCUACUCCGAUGAGUUCAUCUGCCUCCACCGACCCCUCCUCCCGCCUCCACUAUGGCAGCACGUCCCUCAAAGCCGACGAUAUGACGGCGAGCUCACCUGGGCGCUCGCGAACCGCUUCUAGGGCAUCGGUUCCUUCUUUGCUCCGGCGGCGCUUGGAGGCAGAGGUGUUCUGUGUCAGCCAGAUCUGGGCGAGAUGGCCCUACACAUGAUUUAGCGACGGUCGUGGACGACACGCCCCGUGUGCCUCGCUUGCUUUGCUGUAACAGGGGCAAUGGGUUCUCGCCCAAUCGGCUUCGCGUGAUGCUGCUGGGGGUGGACAAGCGUCGCAAGGGCAGGACGGUGCCGCCGUGGAGGAAGAGGACAGCGGUGGCGGCGACUACGACACUGUGCUGAAGGCCCACGCUAGAUCCGGUGGCGGCGACUACGGCGCCGUGCUGAAGGCCCGCGCUAGAUCCGGUGCCAGCGACGGUGGGUGCGUCUGCUUCAUCCCGUCCACCCUCGUUUCGAUUCUCCACUCCUCGCGAUGCUGCCAUCUCGUCUUGUCAUUCACCUCGUUUUGGAUUAUUGGGGGUUCGCUGGAUAGGGUUGCUGCAUGACUGUCUUCUCAUGUAUGAGGUGGUGGAGGCGCCAUGUGUGAAGAAAUACAAGAAUGUUUAUGUGGUGAGCACCAUCUCAGAGUUCUCAUCCUCGCUGGAGACAGCGGGUGGGCACUGGCGGGUGGACUGUCUUCUCCGUGCUAAAGGAAUGCCAUCCUAUUUCGCCGUGCUGGACCAGGGUGCUCGAAGUGUUUCUUCAGAUAUGGACCUCGGUGGUUUUCUCCACAUUAGGAAAGCUGGAAGAGCCUUUUUGAACUCAGAUUUUUUUGCUAACAGUGGUGUUAUGGUGAAACAAAGUUUUGUUUGUAUGUACCAACAGCUAAAAUGUAAACACGACAUUAUCAUAGUUGAGUACAGGAAUAAUUAUCUCUUAUAUCUUAUUGCAAAAUCUGAAACAGUUCUCCUGUAGAUGGUUAGCUUGCAUUUUACGCUACAAUUACCUCAGAUCACUUGUAUCUUACACCAAUUUACAAAAUUUGUUGAUGCGUUUUAUGACAACCUCAUGCGCUGAGAGAUACAAAAAUUUUAUGCUAUUUUGUAUACAUAUUUAUGCCAAUGUCAAUAGGAUUUUAUGACCUAUAUUUCAGUUCA
Zea mays is the source of this 1426-nucleotide messenger RNA. RefSeq lists its product as uncharacterized. Bases 846 to 1244 code for a protein of 132 amino acids. The transcript has 2 exons. The record is from RefSeq and is a predicted model, not a curated record. NCBI's taxonomy places the organism in Eukaryota, Viridiplantae, Streptophyta, Magnoliopsida, Poales, Poaceae.